CAAAUUUGUCAUUCUUGACUUAACUGUCAGUUUUUUAGUGAUAAAGUUGUAUUUUAGGUGUGGUACGAAGUAAAAUAUUAUAAUACUAAUAAUGUCGGCGACUUUAAAGCCCUAUUUAACAGCGGUACGCCAUACGCUUACUUCUGCUAUGUGCUUAGAACAUUUUUCCUCCCAGGUCGUCGAGAGAUAUAACAAACCGGAGGUGGAAGUGGGAACAAGCAAAGAGUUGUUAUUGAACCCAGUUAUUAUUUCACGGAAUGCAAAUGAGAAAGUACUGAUUGAAUCUUCUAUAAAUUCGAUUAGAAUAAGUAUAAUGAUCAAACAGGCUGACGAAAUCGAGAAAAUCUUAUGUAAAAAGUUUAUGCGCUUUAUGAUGAUGCGAGCGGAAAACUUUAUCGUACUUCGACGGAAACCCGUGGACGGAUAUCAUAUCAGCUUUCUGAUUACGAAUUUCCACACUGAACAAAUGUAUAAACACAAACUGGUCGACUUUGUUAUAUAUUUCAUGGAGGAGAUCGACAAGGAGAUAAGUGAAAUGAAACUAGCCGUGAACGCGCGUGCAAGAAUUUGCUCGGAAGAGUUCUUGAAAAGAUUUUAAAUUCAAUUGUAGUUGUGACUUCUUUGUAUUAUAAAUCCAGUAUGUUUGAAUUUCUUAAAAAAACUUGAAGUGUAUGUUGUGGACCGAGUUCUUUUUUGUUAUGUUGUAUUAUUACAUCUGUAAAUCAAAUUAAACUGCAUUUAUUUAAUUACUGUUCUGGAGAUAAUUCAGUAUUUUAGAAGUAAUUUCAUUGAUUACUUAAAAACUUAAUCUUAUUUUUUUCUUUAAUUUUCUAAGUAAUAAAAAAAUGACAAUUUUUAUGAAAGGUUAAUUCUAAUUUGUAUAGGCAAAAUAAUAAUAAUAAAUUCUUUUUAUACUAUAA
Messenger RNA from Melitaea cinxia (Glanville fritillary), 920 nucleotides. RefSeq names its product actin-related protein 2/3 complex subunit 4 (gene Arpc4). NCBI's taxonomy places the organism in Eukaryota, Metazoa, Arthropoda, Insecta, Lepidoptera, Nymphalidae. Bases 92 to 598 code for a protein of 168 amino acids. The record is from RefSeq and is a predicted model, not a curated record. Gene Ontology annotation, cellular component: Arp2/3 protein complex; actin cytoskeleton. Gene Ontology annotation, molecular function: actin filament binding. The transcript has a single exon. Gene Ontology annotation, biological process: actin filament polymerization; Arp2/3 complex-mediated actin nucleation.